Molecule: messenger RNA, 6555 nt
Organism: Anopheles funestus (African malaria mosquito)
Lineage: Eukaryota; Metazoa; Arthropoda; Insecta; Diptera; Culicidae
Product: cGMP-specific 3',5'-cyclic phosphodiesterase alpha-like
Exons: 2
Coding region: 5330-6265 (311 amino acids)
Source: RefSeq, a predicted model, not a curated record
CGCGCGUGCUGUUCCGCAGAGUUUUGGAUGUUCAAUAAAUCUGCGUUGCCGCGGUAGCGUAUUCGACAAGUGACAACACAAGUUAAACGCGUUUUCCGUGGUACCGCGUCUGCCGUCUGUAGGCAGCCUUAGAAGCGAAGGAAGACGGAUAUGGUUCGUUAUCGUUAGGUCAAUUCUUGAACACAACGUAUGUAAUUCGUCGACACCGUCGCGCUUAGAAUUUAACUCGCGAAGGUUCUUAACCGUGAACUCUCGCGCAGUUCCUUAGAAGUGAAGGCCUUUUUUGUCAAUUUAGCGGGUCGGGCUGCUAGCCUUUUAACGAAUAAAUUCGAAAUACAGGGUUUUUCUAUUGAGUUUAGGCUAGCCGCACACUUUUUCCUGCUCUGUGCAAUUGCUUUUUAGUAAGCAGCAUGUUUUUUAGGAUACCCGCGUCGGAUUUUUAAGUGCAAGCAAUUGAUUUCGACAUGCUAGCUUCUGGCAGCUUUGAUGCCGCAGUGUAUAACCUCGAAGUUGAAAGAUUGAAUUUUAUUAUGAAGUGCUGUUUACACGAGAAAAUGUUUGUUUUUUUUUAUUCAUAAAGAACGGCCUGACCGUAUUGCUGAAAUGUUUGUUUUUAAUAAUUAUUGAUAUUGUUUGUAAAAUAUAUUUCAUAAAUUAAAUACAAUUUAAUUGAACAAAGAUUUGAUGCUGUCUUCGAAGUGCAAUAUUCACAACCUCGCAUGUAACAUUUGCUGGUAACAAAAAUGCUGUGUUGUGAAAAGUCAGAUACAUAGUUGUUCAUACAAAAUGUGAGGACUUUGCUGUACGUAAAGAGUUACAUAUAUUUGAAUGAUUUAAUGAAAUCAAAUAAUAAUGCUAAUCGCCAACCAAGUAAGACGUUGAUUGAUUUUAAUUUACGAAAUAUAUUUUACAAACAACAAUAUCGAAGAUUAUUAAUUUCCUCGUGUUAACAGCACUUCAUUAUAAAAUUCAAUCGUUCAACGUGGGAGCUAUAAACAUGCGUCCUUAAAGCUGUCAGAAGCUGGCAUGUCGAGAUCAAUUGCUUAUACUUAAAAAUUAGACGCGGGUAAAAGUGUGCAGCUAGUCUAAACUGAAUUGAAAAACCCUGUAAGAUGGUUCCUUCGGAUUUUGUAUCCACACCGGUAACGAGAUCAUCCAUGUAGUAAUUGUUGCUUAAUAUUUUUGGUGCCUGGGGGUAUUCCAUUUUACCGUGUUCUGCUAGCCCCUUGUAGUCAGAUAUGGAGCCGACGAAGUUCCAUAGGUGAUGGUUUUCAUUUGAAAGGUUUUCAUCUCGGCUUCUGGAUCAUCCUUCCAAACAAUUUGUGGCAAUGGUCGAUCUGUCUCCCGAAUCCGGACUUGGCGAUACAUUUUUUUCUAUGUCUGCAGUGAUAGCGUAUUUCGGUACACGAAUCCGAAGCAUUAUUCCGAUGAGGUCUUCCUGUAUCACUGGACCGACCAUUAGGGCGUCGUUCAGCGAUAUGCCCGAAGUUGUAGCACAAGAAGCAUCAAACACCAAGAUAGAAUGGGCCGGAACGUAAAGGUUGAUGGACGAGAGUAGUGUAGCAGAGUCAACGUCAACCAUUCAUUAGACCCGCUACGAACAAUCUCCUAGCGUUCAGCAACCUUUCCUCGAGGAGCGAUAGGCCAAGCAGCAAGCACCUGGUCCGAUAGUGGAGUUGGCGAUCCCAGGAACACAAGGCGAAGCGCGUAAAUUUCCGCUGGAUGGACUCGAGUCGUGCAAGUGGCCGAGCUGCCGUAGGCCACCAAACGUCAUUGGCGUACUCCAGUACCGAUCGGACGAGCGAACAGUACAGCGUUUUAGCACAAACAGGGUCACGGAGCUCGCGGGUAAGGUUAACAACCAGACCGACCAAACGAUUUUCCCUAGCGACAGCGUGUUCGAGCUGAUCCUUGAAGGAUAGUCUCGAAUCUAGAAGAACACCAAGGAUCGUAAUAAAGGAUCGUAAACACGGGGACCAUGGUCGGUGUACGCUAUCAAAAUUAAACGCAAUUUGCUGAUCUCUCAUCUAAACCAGUGUGAUGGUGACUUCACACUGGUCGCAGGUUGAAGGUUUCAUUCUUUUUUGGUUUUCACUUUCUUUUACCACCUUGAUAGAAAAUCAAGCUACGGCUUGAAACACCCCCCUUCCCAUCCCCCUCCCCCUGUUGCAUCAGGUGACUGCAAUUGACCAAAUGUGCGUGUGUAUGCCCCGAGAAAAUUUAUCUGCUGGGAAAUCUAUGACACAGGUCCUACUGGUGCUAGUGAUCAAAUCCACCAGGGCCUCCUUUUGCUUCGAAGACCAAAAAACCUGGACAGAAGAAUGCCGUGGAUGUGGAUGAACGGGAAGAAAACUUCACCUUCUCAUUUUUGCCCCUUCUACCUUUCUUCUAGAACGAUCCGCGAAGCGAUUCCCCAGCAAUCUGUAAUAAAAUGAUUGCUGAAUUAUUAAUCCUUCGAUUAACAUUUUCACAGUGCCUCUACCCCGUGGAGAUGUCGCGGUGUCGUUAUCCUUGCGAAGGGGUCUUCCCAUUUCUUCGCUUACUUAUUUAGCAUCCUAUCACUUUUCAUCGCUCCCUUCGUUCAUGCUUCCACAACUCCUCACAAACCGCUAGCGUAUUCGGACAAACGGGAGGGGCAUAUUUUCGCUUGGGAGCAAUAGGAUGUUGCUGCGCGAGCAGGAAAACUGCUAGCGCCAUGGUACCAGUAGCGGAACCGUAUUACUGCACAGCCAAAGCCUCCGGAUCAAAUUAUGCUCCAUUUCGUACAGAUAAACUCUCGAAACGAAUCUACCAUCCUAGCUUAGCAACGCCGUCCUUCGCUGCUUCGUUUUGUGUGGAAACGCUGAUGACAAAAUUGUUGUUAAAUUAGCUCAGCAAUGCUCAGCGAGGAGUGAAAACAAAGAUUGACAAUUUCGGAGGAAAUGCCUCCAGUCAUUUCUGCUGCCUGGUUUCGAUUUCCAACCAUCGGUUCAGUUAACCGCUAAUUAUAUUUUUGAAUUAUAAAUGUAACUGAUAUUUUACGUCGAGGGUGGGUUUUAUGUCGAAGGGAGAGAAAACUACAUUGCCAUUCCUUAACCUGUAUAAAUUGGUAAAUAUUUUCUUAUUUUAUGUAUCCCUGAAUACAGCGAAAGUUUCCAUGGGUGUUGCUAAUAUCGACGAAGAAAAUUAUAGUGUUGGACAGUAUUGGAAGACUAUCCGUAUGUUCGUUUUUACCUAAAAGCUAUGAACAAGCUAAUGCUCUUUUGUGUCUUUAGACAUUUUGGUAUUGUAGCUGAGCUGGACUUCCCAUGGCGGUAAGCUUUCAUUAUUUGCUCUGUAUAUGCUGGAAUACUUGGGAAACAAAGUGUUGGUGCAAGAUUAGUGUAGCAAUUAUGCAUUAAUUUUAAAUAAGUGAACUCAGGAAGCCGGCUCAAUUAUAAUCACCUUUAAUAUUUGGAUUUAAUAUUUUACUUUAAAACUGUGUUUUAGAGCGCUUGCUUGAUCUUUAGUUAUUUAGCCUACAUUAUGCGAGCGUUACAGAAUUGCUCAAUAUUGUUUUAUCCCCGAGACGAGAAUUUCACCUAGAAGAUCCUAUCACAAAUAUAGAUCUUCAGGCUUCGGAUCUUUGCUCCGGGUUUUUUUAAAGCUAUCAAGCUUGUUUUGUUGGAGGAUAACUUAAUCUUUACACCAUCCAGCAAAAGUUAGGGCACCAGCUUAAUAUCAACUUUUAUUUGCAGAUCUGAGCAAACUGUGAAGAUUAGUAAAAAUGGGCUGCGAGCUUGAUGUAUAUUACAGCCCUACCUUAGAGUCGCUAUUUUUCCUGCACCUUCGCUAGGUUCGCCCGAGGACACUAAAUCUAGCCGGGCGUACACGUGGAAACUUUGCGCUCGUUCAAUCGCAUUACAGGCGAGCCUGAAGGAAGGGAAAUAAACGAGAGAGCGAGUACGAGGAAAAGACUUUAUCUAAUCGCUGCAGAUACAAAGGUGUGAUCUUGUAGUGAUGCCGUUGUUGUUUACCUACCCGUUUAGAAGUCGUUUAGAAGUUUUGCGGGUACUGUAAGGAAAUAAAUUUUACCAUCCCUAUCUCUGCUGCCGAUAUAGUACAGACAUACCCAAUGGUUUAGAUUACUUACAAGAGUGAGUUUAGCAUCACCUUUCGGCCUUUCCCGUCUUAAUUCAUAAGAAAUGGUCGAUGGAUUUCGAUGCAGGAAUGUGGCGCACUUGAGAGGGAAGAUGUAGAAAAAUUAUACACCUCCAACACCAUUUUCCACGUAUCGAAGGUGUAGGCAAUUUGUCCGUGAAGUAAGCAGCGGGACUUGACGCAUACAAAUACACAUUCCCGUGCGGAUAUAAUACGGUACACUCGAAGCAUUCGCCAACUUGGUCGAAUAAAAACUAUGCAACCAAAACAUGUCCCUUGUCGGAGGUAGUUUAUACGAUCGAGGGAAAAUAAAGACAUGAGACUAACCUAGAAAUAUUCCAUUCUUCUCAAGCAUAAAUACAGACUGAGAUAUUUGAUCGAAACCUGAAGAAAAGGGACACGAAACCCGACGGAAAACUUUUAAGAGUAUAAUUAGAGUCAUUAAGUCAGCUAAAUUACCAAAUUAAUCAACAUUCAGCAGUGGCCAGCAUGGGAAUAAGUUUCCCGCACAAGGAUACGAGGCAGGUGGUUUUGGUGUCUGAAAAAUGUAUCUAAGGCACCGGAGUCCGAUCCACAAACCGAGGUGAAAUUAGUGGGAAUGCAAGAUUCAGCUGGCGGAGAUAUCAAUAUUUAACUAACCAGCGGUGGUAGCGGUAGCGGUGGUAGUGAAGAUUCAUUAGUAGUGUCAUGUUCGGAAACGGCUAGCUUUGCCGGCUUAGUUAACGUAGUUGCCUCAGCAUAUAUUGUUAGUAUAUUUCAGGAUAACUGGAUUACUCGAAAAAAAUAACAAUCAGAUACCAGUGGCGAAUCAAGCCCCUUGCAAACACCACUGGGCUGGAGAAAAGGGGGAGAACGGGGAAGAAAUUUACUGUAGCUUUGAGGCAACGUUUUUUAGCCUUCCACGAAAUACACGACAUUUUGCAUCGCCUGUUAAUGUUAUAAACACAAGGCUGCCAGAAAGUGUCCCAUCAAUUACUUCUAGUCAAAAUCAAACUUCCGAUAUUUUUUAUUAAAAUUGGUUUACUUACCCGAGAAAAUUGUUGGUACGCAGCACGCUUUAGUUUCAUAAAGCAUUUACUUCGGGAGCCAAAACUGCUUCUUCGCGACCCCUUUGCUUGACACACUUUUCUUUUUAUUUUCUUUUCUUUUCCUUUCUUUUCUUUUUUUUUAUUCUAUUUUCUUUUUUUUCACAUACGCACUUCAUUUUUUCAUGCAUAAAGACACACAAUCACACUUCAAUCACACACUUUUCUUUUUAUUUUUUUUCCUUUUUUUUAUUUUAUUUUCUUUUUUUCACAUAUGCGCUUCAUUUUUUUCAUGCAUAAAGACACACAAACACACUUCUAUCACACACUUUUCUUUUUAUUAUAUUUUCUUUUUUUUUUAUUCUAUUUUCUUUUUUUUACAUACACACUUCAUUUUUUCAUGCAUAAAGACAAUGCAAACACACUUCAAUCACACACUUUUCUUUUUAUUUUAUUUUCUUUUUUUUAUUCUAUUUUCUUUUUUUCACAUACGCAUUUCAUUUUUUUCAUGCAUAAAGACACACAAACACACUUCAAUCACACACUUUUCUUUUUAUUUUAUUUUCUUUUUUUUAUUCUAUUUUUUUUUUCACAUACGCACUUCAUUUUUUUCAUGCAUAAAGACAAUGCAAACACACUUCAAUCACACACUUUUCUUUUUAUUUUAUUAUCUUUUUUUUUAUUCUAUUUUCUUUUUUUUACAUACGCACUUCAUUUUUUUCAUGCAUAAAGACACACAAACACACUUCAAUCACACACUUUUCUAUUUAUUUUAUUUUCUUUUUUUUAUUCUAUUUUCUUUUUUUCACAUACGCACUUCAUUUUUUUCAUGCAUAAAGACACACAAACACACUUCAAUCACACACUUUUCUUUUUAUUUUAUUUUCUUUUCUUUUUUUUAUUCUUUUUUCUUUUUUUCACAUACGCACUUCAUUUUUUCAUGCAUAGACACACAAACACACUUCAAUCACACACUUUUCUUUUUAUUUUAUUUUCUUUUCUUUUUCUAUUCUAUUUUCUUUUUUUCACAUACGCACUUCAUUUUUUUCAUGCAUAAAGACACACAAACACACUUCAAUGAGCUAAGUCACAUUAAAAAAAAACAUGCUCGCCUACAAUGACCACAUUUUUUAUGAUUUCACGCAAUAAGCUCAUUAGAAAACGCACACAACUUUUUUUCACCAAAAACAUAUUGCCUUUUUUUGUCGUGCACAAAGGCACACACAUACUUCAACACACACAAUCGCCUACGCAUGGUACGGCCUACGGCCAAACACGCAUGGCACAUGCACUGAUUGUACAUUUACUCGUCCACUUUGGCGUUAGCGUAAAGCAAACUGCGCUCACCAGAAUCAUCACUAGAACUUUCAAAAAUGUACAUGUAAAUGUAAAUGCGCUCGACAUGAAGUAU